Suillus fuscotomentosus is the source of this 500-nucleotide messenger RNA. RefSeq lists its product as uncharacterized. The transcript is spliced from 3 exons. The record is from RefSeq and is a predicted model, not a curated record. The coding region runs from base 4 to 369 and encodes 121 amino acids. NCBI's taxonomy places the organism in Eukaryota, Fungi, Basidiomycota, Agaricomycetes, Boletales, Suillaceae.
GUUAUGAUCGCUACCUACAGUCUUGCCCUUACAAUAUCACUCAUUCCCACGACACGGGCACAGGUUCGGGACCGGCAAGGAAGGCAGAUUGGGCCUGUCCAAAUGCUGUCCGGUUUUUUUACUUUCUUUUGGGGUACAUGGCUUGAUGAAUCAUUAGCUGCAGGUCCAUUUGCAGGUGUAUCUCGAUACACGGUUGUACUUCUUGGCUACCCUAUAUUUAUCUUAUCAAUCGGCUACUUUGCGGACCUCAAUUUGCAAAUUCACCCACUUAUUCGCCUUGAAGGAGAAACAUCUAUGAGUACAGCAUGCUAUUUCCUACUAGUAGUAAUAUUAUUCACUUUCCUUGUAGCCACAUUCUGCCAGCCCUGAAACACGCAGUGAUGGACCACCAAAACCACACCCUACUGUCACAUUAUCACAGCGCUCCACUGCGCCACUUGGUUUUUAUUGUAUUUUGUUUUGUAUGCUACUUAUUAAAGCUCCUACAUACAUACAGAUGG